GCCCUUGCGCCUCGAUCAUCGUUUUCCUUACUGUCGCAUACACACGAUACACUAGUAUAACUGCUAGCCGGGACAUUGCUCGGCGUCUCCUCGCAAUCCUAUCAAUCACGUCUCUUUUCUAUACAAUCGUUCCCCUCCCGCAGUCGACUCCGGUUGCGACGUCAAUUGCGACAACAGAACUACCCUUGGCGGAAGCGCUCCGGUCGCCAGACUGGAUGCCAUUGCCCGCCGUUAUGGAUAGUGCGACAUGUAAUGUGAUCUACGUUGAUCGUAAUGUGCACGAAGACCGAAUACUGCGACUUUCGAGCGCAAAGCUAUCGGAGUCUGGUGAGCUUCGGGCUAAUCUGGGACUUUUGCUUGACGCUUUCGGCGACGUGCACGUAUGCGCCAGUGGUGCUGCUUGUAUAUCCAGACUGUUUCGCCUCCAUGAUACCUCUAUGGUAGAGCUGAAACCGACGCUUGUACUGAUUGAUACACCACACGACGAACGGGUAGUAGAAUCGCCGCUACGCGAACGAGAUUAUUCCCCUUUCUCCGAGGUCUCUGAAGCAGAGGAAAACGACGACUACCCCGAGGCCGAAUUAUACGGAUUAAAGCUCCUGCAACGAAUCGUAUACGAGACCCAUCUUAGAAGCCUAUCGAGACUCGUCGUACCCAUUCCCGUCAUCAGCUUCCCCCUGCUGCGUAGCCCGCCGGCUAGCGACGGUGCGAACGAUGAUCCAAUGCAAUCGGCCUAUGCUGGAUAUCUCUCAGAGGCGCCCAAUGGAAAUGGUAACUCGUUAACCAACCGCGCCCUACUCAGGAAAUGCCUGGACUCUGGCGCCGUGGAUGUGAUGGCCAGUCCGCUGCAUAUCAAAACCUUGACGACACUAGAGGUUCACGCAUACCGAGCUCACAAAGAAGCCGCUAGGGAACAGCAGGCCGUGCUAGAGAUUCAGAGAGGCCGCAAGAGGUCGUGGGUCGGGGUGCACGAGGAGCAACCCUACGCGUACCUUAGAGAGGCCAUGGUAUCUGGGCUGAUGAGGGUAAUCUGCCUUUCGGGAGCUGAACCCGAAGACCGUAUCGGGAGCGUCAAAAUUACCGUGCCCUCUGAACGUCGGUCUGAGAUCGCUGAGGCGGUGGGCAAGUGGCACUUCUGUGCUCCCGAUUUUUGCGACGACUCCCUCCUCGUCGCGGCUAUCAUCAUGUUUAGGCACGCCUUCUCCAUGCCUGAGCUGGAACAUUGGCGGAUUCCAACUGACCAACUAACGACAUUCCUCGUCGCAACCCGAGCGGCCUAUAAUACCUUUGUGCCCUACCAUAAUUUUCGGCAUGCCGUUGAUGUUCUUCAAGCUACUUUUAACUUCCUCGUUCAAAUCGGGUCCUUGGCACCCUACCCUCACGUACCGGGUUCUCCCUCUGGGUCGACGCGGAAAUCCCCGCUUGCGGCUAUACUUGGACCCUUCGAGGCAUUAGCUCUUCUUAUAGGGGCAAUCGGACACGAUGUCGGACACCCCGGUGUAAACAACGGAUUUUUAGUUGUGCUAAAUGCUCCGCUAGCACAGCUAUAUAACGACCGAUCCGUCCUCGAGUCUUUUCAUUGCGCGGCGUAUUCGCAAAUCCUUCGGAGAUACUGGCCGAAGGUCUUCAAGGAUACCAAGAUGCGUACCCUAAUAAUCAGUUCGAUCCUGGCAACGGAUAUGGGUGUACACUCCAAUUAUAUGGACAAGCUCGGUAACCUCAAGGAUAAUUUGCGCGCGGACGGUUCGACUGACGGAUGGCACGGGCGUAUGUUAGAAGAGAAGAGGGAGAUCCUAUGCUCCUUAUUGAUCAAGUGCGCCGAUAUCAGCAACGUUGCGCGAAAGUACGAAGCUGCGCUGCAAUGGAUGUAUAUCCUCUACGAAGAAUUUUCGAGGCAAGCAGCAAUGGAGAGUGAUGUUAACAUCCCGUCUUCUCUCAUUUCGCCGCCGAAGAAGGAUUUUGUAUCGCUAGCUAAGGCCCAAAUGGGGUUUAUGAACAUAUUCGCCAUCCCCCUAUUUCAAGGUGUUGCCGAAGUGCUACCUGCGAUGCAAUACACCGUCGACGAGCUCCAGAUAAACAAGACCCUAUUCGAACUAACGUUGAAGGGAUUUCCAAAUAUGGACGAGGAGCGAAGAAGGAAGCUGACUGAAGGCAUACUCUCCCCUCGUUCUUUGAGCUUAGCCAUCCGAUCCGACGACGUUAGCGACUUCGCAGACGACACAAAGCGCGAGCUAGCCCGGAAUAACUCUGAGUUGAGGAAAGCCGGACCCUCGUCCCCCAAUCAACUAAAUCACGUCUCUAGUCUUCCAGGACGAUACAAAGAGGUGAACGGGGCACCGUCUACCUUGAAUAGCGUUGCGGAGUUCUCAGCAAGCGAUCCAUUUAACAUGCAUGAGUCGGAGAACCGGGCGAUUGGGCACAACGGAAAACAACGAUCUAGCGAGACGACCGACGGCAGCAACUCGGUACCACCCGGAGACUGGCAGUCGCAAGCUACUAGUGCUACUACAGGAAAGAUGCCUCUCUCGCCCAGCACCCAAGGGACCAGUAUCGUUAGUCAAGAGUCUCUCGACCGUCCGGGUAGCGUUCCUGUGACCACGGUCACAGCAGCCCCCGAAUGCUACAUGGCAACACCGAUGGCAAGUUUCGACUCGGCCAAUUCAGAGGAGGACUCCAAUGGGAAUACUCUCAAGCCGGAGAAGGUUCUCAAGAAGAAGACUAGCAGAUUUAGGAUGAACGUUUCGACUUUUUUCCGGCGGAACAAGGGCGCAAGCUCACCGUCAUCCGGCGGUUCUUGAAGACAGGCGCGAGGAGGCAGUCAUCAGACGGCAACACGGUACAAGGCACACGAUCCUAUGAGAUCCGACGA
Messenger RNA from Durotheca rogersii, 2869 nucleotides. RefSeq names its product HD-domain/PDEase-like protein. Gene Ontology annotation, molecular function: 3',5'-cyclic-nucleotide phosphodiesterase activity. Lineage: Eukaryota; Fungi; Ascomycota; Sordariomycetes; Xylariales; Xylariaceae. Gene Ontology annotation, biological process: signal transduction. The record is from RefSeq and is a predicted model, not a curated record. Bases 216 to 2798 code for a protein of 860 amino acids. The transcript is spliced from 4 exons.